AUGAGCUCCUCCAGUAAGGACUCUGUCACUAUGGAGGAUCGUUCCAAGCACGUCUCAGAACUUCUUAAAGUGUUGAUGGAUAUAAACGUCAUGAAUGGUGGUAAUACAGACACUGCAGAAAAGAUGAAAUUACAUGCAAAGAACUUUGAAAGUGCUCUAUAUGCAAAAUCUUCAUCAAAAAAGGAAUAUCUGGAUAGUAUGCAGGAAAAGGUUUCUGCCAUGCGAAAUACAAGAGAUGCUAGACAAAAAGCCAUAGACCAAAGGACGGAUCAAAUGAAUAUGCAGCGAUCACAGCAGCAACAGCAACAGCAAGCUUCUAAUAACUAUAUUCCUCCCGCAAAAUUCAAUAACAAUGGUAAUAAUAACCCAAAUGGUAACAUCAAUCCUCAAGCUUUCAUGAAUCAACAGGCGCAAGCAAGACAACAAGCUGCCUUGCAAUUGAAGAAUAGACAAGCUGUUCAACAGCAGCAGCAACAACAACAGCGUGCUCAAUUAAGUCCGCAGCAACAGCAGUUGAUUAAUCAAAUGAAAAUCGCACCUAUUCCUCGUGAGUUGCUGCAGAAAAUACCCAAUAUUCCACAAGGUGUGACGACCUGGCAACAAGUCACAGAAUUGGCUCAACAAAAAAGAUUAUCUCCUCAGGAUAUGCAAAUUGCCAAAGAAAUGUACAAGAUUCACCAACAGUUGUUAUUGAAAUCUAAACUUCAGCAGCAGCAGCAACAGAGAACCAAUGGAAACAACAAUGAUAAUGGCUUAGUUCCAAAUAAUCAAAUGCAGCAGCAACAGCAACAGCAACAGCAACAGCAGCAACAACAAAGGAAUGUACCUGUUAACAGUAAUGGCAACCAGCAGAGACCACAGAAUCAAUCGAGAGAGUUACCAAACGUUCUUGGCCAAAUUAAUCAGAUCUUUUCUACAGAGGAACAAAGAGCUUUGUUGCAAGAGGCCAUGGAAGCAUGUAAGAAUUAUCAAAGAAACCAAUUUGGAAAUGCUAAUGUUCCUGACCAAGCUAGACAAUUAUUCAUAAGAAAGUAUAUAAACCAAAAAGCCUUGAAGAAGAUUCAGACGAUUAGAAUGGCCCAACAGUCUGCUGCAGCCGCUGCUAACGGUAAUAUACCCAAAUCACAAUCCAAUCAGCCCGUACCGUCUCAAAGAAACAAUGGUCAGCAACCAACACCAUCUAUUAACGGAUUUAAUGGUAAUGCAAACAUGAAUCAAGUACCUAAUCCACAAAUAAAUAAUAUGCCACCUACAUCAAACGGAGCCCCAAUGCAGAAUCAACAUCAAUUAACACCACAACAAAGGGCUGCUCAACAACAACGAGUAAUGCAAAUGCUACAACCCACGCCUCAGGAUAUUGAAACUGUUAGAAAGAUAUCAUCCGAUGCCUCAAGAACACCACUAAGACUGUCUGAUAUCACUAAUUCAUUAUCACCUCAGGAGAAAGAAGAAAUCAAGAGAAAAUUACAAAUGAAUCAGCAAUUGUUUGCACAGGUUAGUAAUUACGCACCCCAGGUUUAUGUGUUUACUAAAAGUGAAGGUUUCUUGAAGGAAGUGUUACAGUUGAGAAUAUUUGUUAAGGAAAUUUUAGAAAAAUGUGCAGAAGGAAUUUUUGUCGUGAAAUUGGACACAGUUGAUAAGUUAGUAAUGAAAUAUCAAAAGUAUUGGGAAAGUAUGAAAUUGCAGCUUCUAAGGAGACAGCAAUUGAUCCAGGAACAACAGGCACAGAAUAACCAAACUCAGGGACAAAACAAUAACAAUAAUGUUAAUGGUGUUGCCAACCCACCGAUUUCUCAGCAACAACAAAGAGUUCAAGGAUCGAUGCAGCAGAUUCAACAACAAAUGCAACAAAAGCAGUGGCAACAAACACCGCAUCUCAAUAACAAUACUGGAACCACGACACCGGUGGUUUCUGCAGUUCCAAGUAAGAGUAAUAUACCUGCCUCGAAUUACCAACAAAUGGUUUCAAGUAAUAUUGGUCCUGUUAUGAGUAAUAAAACCGCAUCGGCAACACCAGCCCUUUCAGAACGAAUCUCACCAAAGAAGGAAGCUAGUGUAAAAGGCAACAGAGGAAAAUCUGUAAGCAAGAAAAAUUCUCCGGCGACCGCCACGGCUACUUCAGGCACCAUAAAUCAAGCUACGCCGAGCAACAUUGUUGGAAGUAAAUCAAAUACCCCCAUGGUGGGCAAUUUUGCAUCUCCAUUAGUUCCUAAUAAAACUUCUACACAACAGCCACAAAAUUCUCCAUCACCAUUAACCGUUCCUGUAGCCAAUAUUGCUAAUAAUAAUAAUAAUAAAAUGAAUCCAUAUAGAGGAGAAGAAGAGAAGUUAGCAGAUUUGAACAUUAAGAAAAGUGAAAUUAUGUCAAGAUUUAAGCAUCGUAGAGAAGUCUAUGGUGAAUCACAAAUUGAUUUAUUCCUUCUAACUUUAGGUGAUUGUCUAGGUUGUAAAGAUGGCAAUAUGGAGCCCAUAUAUGAAAUUCCACAAAUUAUGAUUGAUCAUACUAAUGGAACUGGGAAGAAGAAAGUUACUAAGGCGGUUCAAAGAAUAAGGGAUCGUGAUGUUGUUAAUGUUAAUGUAAGGGAUAAUAAAUUAAUAAUGCAAAGUAAGAGUAAACCAGAAGAUAGGAGUUAUACCAUUGACAUUAGGGAUGUGGCUUCUGUGUUCAAGAAUGCUAGUGGACUCUGUAAUUUAACAGAUAUGAGUAUAUCGCCUAAUAUUAAAUUCAGUGAGGGGACUAACAAGAAGAAAAGAAAGUUACAAGACGUGGAUAUCAGUCCUGUAGGAUCUAAUACGUCGCCAUCUUCAUCAUUAAUGAGUGAAUCUAAGAGAAUUAAGAUUGAUUCUCCUGAUGAUAUGUUUAUGGGGAAGACUUCCGUUAAUGAAGAUACGGCUGAUAUGGAUAAAACAAACUUGAAUGUCGCUCAAAACAUAUGGGAUUGGAAUUAUUGGGAAACUGUAAAACAAUGA
This is a messenger RNA of Naumovozyma castellii, 2970 nucleotides long. RefSeq lists its product as uncharacterized. The record is from RefSeq and is a predicted model, not a curated record. The coding region runs from base 1 to 2970 and encodes 989 amino acids. Lineage: Eukaryota; Fungi; Ascomycota; Saccharomycetes; Saccharomycetales; Saccharomycetaceae. The transcript has a single exon.